ACAGGAUAUACGCUUCGGGAACUCGCAAUCUAGUCUACUUGGGCGAGACGAACUACGACGAGGCAUAUGAAAGCGUUGAAGCGAUCCUGAAAGACGCCGAGGACACGGAAAAGUCACUCGCGCGAGUAUGGCACGAGGCGGGAUGUUUUGACUUCACAGGCGAGGGCAUCCGCUGCGGCUUCAACGCUGAAGCCUUACUGGGUCUGUACUCGAAUGAGUGGUUCAGAGCCGACUUUGGGUUCUGCAGGAGGCUGCCUUGGCGUGUGAGAACGUGUGCAUCAGUGGCUCAACAGUUUCAAUACCACUCUUGAAGCUUACAAGAGCGGCUUCGUGGCUGCAGCACCAUAGCGUCCACAUUCCGACACCCCUCUACAUGGCGUGCCUUCAUGCUAGGCUGCUCAACGAUUGCAUCGACCAACAGUACGGAUACUAUAGCCACUUCAAGAUUGAAUACAGGGCGCUAAGCCUUAUGAAUGACCUGCGAGAGCGGCAUUGUUCCAGACCGGUCGACAAGAUUUACGGCAUGCUUGGCCUACUUCGCCACACUGGCAAGGCAAUGCACAUCGUCCCAGACUAUCGCAAAAGCGUUGCAGAAGUCUAUACAGAGACUGUCCGCGAGCUCAUUCGCAGUGACCAAUCCCUGAGCGUAUUACUAUAUGUCGAUCAUCGGCCUGGGGACUUCCAAAGCAGCGCCGACCAAUUUCCGUCUUGGGUGCCUAGGUGGGAUCGACCGUUGGAUUUUAUGCAUGAUCCACAUUACAUGUUCCUGAAUGGUUCUGGCGCUGCUGCUGGCAUACCGGCAACGGUGAAAGAGACGAGCGAACCUGAAGGGCACAGCUCAAGCGUGCUGUCCGUCAAGGGUAUCAUGAUUGGGACUAUAGUGGAGACUGCGCCAGGUUUCACACCGCGCCCAGAUGAUGACCGUGUCUGCGAAAAUCCAAUGGAAGUGCUCACAGGAAUGGAACUAUUAUUCGAGCACGCCAAGCCGUCGCAAGCCAGUGUCUCCUGGGACUCGCAAGCCGCGAUUGCUAUGACUGUAUGUGCGGCGCACGAGGACCGCGGAAACCCUACCGAAUUCGACUCUCGGGCUGGGUACAUUCUGUUCAAGGAUCGUGUCCAGCAAGGAUUGAAAGUACCUGAUUUCUACGACAUUGACGAGAAGGCUCGCUCGUCACCAGCCGGAGAAGCAAGCAAAUUCCAGAGGGACACGAUACAAACGUGCCUCAACCGUAAGGCGUUCGUGACUGGCAAAGGGUAUAUUGGCUUGGGUCCAAGGUUCCUAAAGCCCGGCGAUGUCGUUGCAGUGCUGUAUGGGCUAGAAGUACCUGCAAUCCUGCGUCCUGUGGACAGCCACUACCUCUUCCUAGGCGAGGCGUACGUUUAUGGCAUCAUGGAUGGCGAGGCUGUCGAGAAUCGCGAAGCGUGGGGUUUGUCAGAAGAGUGGUUUGAGAUGUGGUGAGUAGACGUCCGCGUCUGCCUACGGCUUGGCGGUGCGGUGGCGAUUGUUCUUCGGUGGCCGGGGCGCGUCAGGUUCAUGGUAAGGCUGCUAGCAUAGGGCAUUGCUUCCAUGUCGUGUUGGAACCAGAAGGGGUACAGGCGAGUUUAGAGUCCUUGGUAUGAUGGGCAUAUGACAUCCCACAUCUACCAAGCCAGUCCAAUCAUUAUGACCGGCAGAGGUAGCUCAUGAUCGGAUAAGCUUGGGAAGGGAAAGGGAGGCCAAACUUAGCGUCAUGAAUCUGCGAAACACAUCUGAGCCUCAAUACUUUCACGGUAGAUAGCUCAUCCACCGCACUGUAUGAGUGGAAUUGGUAGGAAAUGUUAGAGCACCUGUAGCAUUGGAGACUGGCUCUCCGAUUGUGACAAGCGUGGCGACAUCGAAACAGUUGGCCUUCUGGAG
Baudoinia panamericana UAMH 10762 is the source of this 1897-nucleotide messenger RNA. RefSeq lists its product as uncharacterized. NCBI's taxonomy places the organism in Eukaryota, Fungi, Ascomycota, Dothideomycetes, Mycosphaerellales, Teratosphaeriaceae. The coding region runs from base 374 to 1459 and encodes 361 amino acids. The transcript is spliced from 2 exons. The record is from RefSeq and is a predicted model, not a curated record.